AGGUAGCAAUGGGCAAACAAACUUGGAAAAAUAAAGAUAAUUUCAACAAGUUCUCCAGUCUGAAAGUAGACAAGGCUUUCCAUACAUCAUGGGAUAAAAAGAAGGAAGAGCGGGAGAAACUGAAACAAGUUAAAUUGAUGGAGCAAGAGUUGAAAGAGGAAGCACAGAAAGAAGAAGAUGCUCGGAAGGAGCGACGCAGGAAGAAAAUCGAACAGAAGAAAAAGAACGAGCAGAAAUCUAUGGUAGUGCAACCGAUCACAAAUUCCAAGAAAUUGAAGAAGUUGACGAAAAGGCAGAGAAAACAGCUAGUAAUGAUGGCAACCGCUUGAGUUUUAAAUUGAAUUUGGUGCUGUUGAAUUUUUAAACUUGUCUCUGUUUACUUUGCUCGAUUAGAAAUUAGACUUGUGAAUCGCACGUUUAAUUGAACAAACUAGCAUGUAUUCUGAGAGCAAAUGGCUGUAAAUUGGCAACAUCACGGGUUGCCUAUCUUAGCGAAUUUGAUUCAAUUUCAGGUAGUCAACAUGAGUAUAUCGGCUGUGAAGGGUCCGAAUAAUGACAAAAAAAUGAAUACGAUACUAGAUAAUUCAGCAGGUAAUGAUUCUGGUUUCAGAGGUCGAAAACGACAGAAAUCGGUUGAUAAGUACAAGAGGAAAGUGACUUCAAGUUACAUUGAUUUGAAUGGAUCUGAAGAUGAUAGUUCCGAUAGUUCAAGAAGUGCUUCAGGAAAAUCUUCUUGUUCAUCAUCCUCAAGUGGCAGGUCGAAAAGUGCAACCAAUAAACACGGAAAACGUCAGGUGACACCAGAGCGCAAGCAAAAGCGAAGCUCAAAAACACCCCCACGCAGGUUCUCGAAGCAGAAGUUCAGAAACCCUGUCAAGAACGAACCGAAAAUUACAAAAAUGUCGCUGGCUAAAAGCAGGCACAUGAAUAGAAUACGGUACGCACUGAGUCCCAUUUCAGGACGCAAGUUGUACCCCCUGGAACCGAACAAGAGUAAUCAACCUGUGUAUGCUAGUUCAGGCAAGCUGGGUAGCCGAGUAACUGCUAGCGGAAUCAAGUACACAUUUCUUCUGGAAAAAGUAUUACAAGCGCAACUAAACUCCGCUGCAACCUCUGAACAUUCAGACUCGAUGGCAGCCGCCGAUGUGAUGAGCUCAAGUCUUGCAGUGUCUUUAGCGAAAGAGAAGUCUUGUCCGAUCAUUCCUCAAGAUAGGUCAAAGAAUAAAUCCAUGAAUACAAGUUGUUCAAAUGAUGUGAAAAACAUCGCUGAAGUGGAAGGUAAAGAAGUUGGCCGAGCUGGUCAAUAUAUGGAUUCUACAGGCGUUCCUUUGAUUCAGAAUCAUGGAAACCAUCUGAGUCCUUACCACUCAAUGGUACCGAAUCAUAUGUUUCCGCAAUUGAUGCAUCAACACAUGGCCUAUAUUCAACAACCAUCUCAGCAAGAACUAAAUGCAAACACGAGUCAUUUACCGAAAUUGGUAAGAAGAUGCCAGGAUGCUCCGGUGGAUCAAAAGAGCUCAUUGGAUGUUCCGAUUGGUUAUCACGGGUUGAGCUUCAAUGGGGGUAUAGGAAUGAUGCACCCAGCUUUCGUGCAUCCUCAUUAUGCACAAGGUCAUCCUUUCAUGCCUUCGAUUCCCAUGUGCCAAGGGCCAUGUUGCAGGAUUCCCACAGCAAGUGUGAUAGAUUAUUGCUCAGUUACAGCCGCAAACCACCAGAUUUGCUCUGACCAUGUGAAAACUGGCUCAGCAAAUGAGGCAAAGGAACAGUCCAAAGUCAUUCACGGACCGAGAAAUGAAAUGAAGGAAGAAUGAUUAGAAAUGUGUGCGAUUUUGUGUUGUCUAUCUUUAUUUGUUUUGUUUCUGUUAAUUUGUAAAAUAUGUAAAUUGUUGAUAUGUUAAUGUUUACAAAUUUUAAGUUGAGUUCUUGUUGUAGUUAAUUUAUAGUUGAACCUUUA
Symsagittifera roscoffensis is the source of this 1954-nucleotide messenger RNA. RefSeq lists its product as uncharacterized. The record is from RefSeq and is a predicted model, not a curated record. Lineage: Eukaryota; Metazoa; Xenacoelomorpha; Acoela; Convolutidae. The coding region runs from base 453 to 1811 and encodes 452 amino acids. The transcript has 2 exons.